Sitodiplosis mosellana (orange wheat blossom midge) is the source of this 1764-nucleotide messenger RNA. RefSeq names its product protein NipSnap (gene Nipsnap). The record is from RefSeq and is a predicted model, not a curated record. Gene Ontology annotation, cellular component: mitochondrion. The transcript is spliced from 6 exons. Bases 278 to 1105 code for a protein of 275 amino acids. NCBI's taxonomy places the organism in Eukaryota, Metazoa, Arthropoda, Insecta, Diptera, Cecidomyiidae.
UAUCAGAAUACGAGUCCAGUAAGCCGUCAAACGGAGCCACUAAUAGCAAUAUUCGUUCAUCUUUGUUUGUUGUUCUCUCUCAUCUAGCUAAUAAAAAUAACCUUCAUUCCGAAACACAAACGGGUAUUAUAUAAAAGUGUAGACGUUUUUUUCUUCUUCGAAGCAGCCGAAAGAAAAGUAUAUUGAUACUGUGAAGUAAGCCAAAAUAUACGACUUUUUACCCAGCAACUCGAUUUUUUGAGGUGGCGACAGUGAAGCAGAAGGAAUUUUCGUGAAAAUGUCGGGCUUAAGUAAAAUGAAAACAUUGCCGAAAUUGGUGAUGACAACUUCACCCUACCGUACAUUGGCGACGUCAUCGGCUUUGUCGAAGGAUGAUUCGUGGUUGAGCAAAUUGUUGGUGCGUAAAAUUGAACCGACCAAAGAGUCGCACAGCCGAAUGUUGAGUGACAAAGAGGUAAUUUACGCGCUUCACACCCACAAUGUACGACCGGAUUCCAAACUGGAAUAUUUGGAUAAUUAUAAGAAGACGACUGCGCUGAUUCAUUCGAAGAAAGAUGACAUCUCGUCCGACUUGAUGGGAUCAUGGACGGUUCAUGUGGGUGAUAUGGAUCAGUGUUUGCACUUGUGGAAAUACACCGGAGGCUUUGAGAAAAUCGAUGCUGCUCAUCGCAUUCUAGAAAAUGAUAAAGACUAUCAAGCACUUGAGAAAGAGCGUGGAGUUUUGUUGCGUUCACGUCACUUGCAAUACAUGUUGCAAUUCUCAUACUGGCCUCAAAUCAAAAUGCGAGAUCCAUCGCACAUUUAUGAAAUGCGUUCGUAUCGCUUGAAACCGGGCACAAUGAUUGAAUGGGGAAACAAUUGGGCCAGAGGCAUUCAGUAUCGUCAAGCAAACGAUGUACCAUUUGCUGGAUUCUUCUCGCAAAUCGGCCGAUUGUACAAUGUUCAUCACAUUUGGUGCUACAAAUCACUGCAAGACCGUAAAGAAAGCCGUGAAUCUGCCUGGCGUGCUCCUGGCUGGGAUGAAUGCGUUGCCUACACCGUUCCAUUAAUCAGGGAAAUGCACACGCGCAUCUUGAGACCAACUGAAUUCUCACCCACCCAAUAAUUUCACCAGUUUCUUUGAUGAUUGUUUACGUCUAAAUCUAAUUUGGAAUUGCGUCAAAAGCACAGUCAAAUUGCAUGUAAUCCAAUUGCAUCGCAAUCGCAGAUUUAUUUUCUGUGGAAUUCUUUUUUUUUUAUCUUAUAAAAAUUUUGAUAAUAACAACUCACUCUUAGUGAUACCUGUAGCUCUCACAUACACACACAACAUAUGAGGCUGUGAGAAUGAAAAUGGCAAUACAGGAAUAAACAUUCUGAAGCGCAUCAAGAAAAAAAAAUUCGCAAAAGUGAAUCAUGAGUUCUGAAUACGCAAAAGUGAACCAUGAACCUCCUAUGCUGCCCAUGUAAAUUCAUGUUUCACUUUUGCAUAUUCAGAACUCAUGAUUCAUUUUCGCGAAUUUUUUUUCUUGAUGCGUUUCAGAAUGUUUAUUCCUGUAUUGCCAUUUUCAUUCUCACAGCCUCAUAUAUCGUCUAUCUUCAAUUAAACUCUGAUUUUUAGAUUGAAGUGAAAGUCACUCUUUAGAACUGAUUAAAAGUCAAGCAUUUAUACACCACCUUUGUUCUCAUGCAACAUAGACAUUUAUUUGAUGUGAAAAAAACAGGAUACAAAAAGAACAUUAUUUGUUACAAAAAAAUAAAUGGAAUUUAAUAAAAUACUAUGUAAAC